AUGAACCAAGCCUCGAUACGCGCUUCGCGGAAAUGCCCCCUCCAUUACUCAACACAAGCUUCGAAGCCUCCGCACAUCUCGUAACAUCACGACUGGCUGGGAACUUCCCCCUUGCCACAGCUGGCUGGCUCUGAUUUUUCAACAUGGAGGCGCCACACGAAGAAGAAAGGGCAACUUUCACAUCAGGAGGUAGAGCGGUCGUCCAAUAACCGGAGGCUUCCCUUUUCGAAUCUCGCUUCCUCCACUGCUGUUGUAUCCUUGGGCAAGACACUUCACCCACAAUGCCCCCAGGGUCGCCCACAUGCUUCACCCACCAAGAUGCUGAGCUAUGACCCCGAGGCAGGCUAGCACGAUGGCUCCCCACACUCAAGAGAAUGACUUCAAUCCUCCUUUCUUAACUCACAAGCAUUCAGGACAGGAUUAGAGAAGUCUGGACAUUUCUAAAAGACAUUCUAUGUGUAUACAGAUUACAUUAGACCUACAUUUUGAAAUAGUAGAGGAGGACUGAGUGGUGUUGCUGUAUGGACUCGUGAUGACGUCUUCAUGGGACAUCUAGUAAGUGUGUGAGGCGUGGUCCACCACAUCAUCCAUCAAGGACGAUGAGGACUCAUUUAUCUACCAAUGGGCUCGCAGAACAGCCGCACAGUGCGCAUCAUCUUUGCGCCAAAAGAGGACGCAGCAUCUGCGGUGCUUGUGCGUGAGGAACGUCUCCACCGUGGCCCAGACGAUGCAGUGAGAAGGAAGGAGGAGUCCGGACGGGUUUGAGGUGAUCCAUGUCAAAGACGAGCGUGAUCCAAGCCGCGCACGACGGCGGUCCUCGGGUGGAGGCAGGCAGCGGAGGCGCGCCCCCGAGGCUCCAGCAGGGCGCGCAGAUCCCCAGCGGAGGCAGCGGUAACCGGGCCAGAGAUGCCUGGUACCAGCAGGUCCAGCAGCAACGGCACCAGGGAGGCACCAUGCUCAAGCAGCCGGCCCACCACGAGCCUGCCGACGUCGUGAGGCGGGCGCUCGACUUCAAGUGCCAGGGCACCCAGUGCUACAAGGACAAGAAGUACCGUGAGGCCAUCGGCAAGUACCACCGCGCUCUGCUGGAGAUCAAGGGGCUGUGCAGGGUGCUGGGGGACCCGGACGUAGGAGGAUCCAAGUCGCCAUCUCCUCUCCUCGCCGCCAUCAGCAAAUCGAGCCCGCUGACGGAGGAGCAGAAAGGAGCCAUGGAGAACGCCGAGCUGGAAUGUUACAACAGCUUAGCAGGUACGUCCUUCCAUACACCACUACAUCCAUACACCGUACCACACUACGUCCAUCCGUACCACAUCCAUCCAUACCACAACACUACGUCCGUCCAUCCAUACCACACUACAUCUGUCCGUACAUCCAUCCGUACACCACACUUUAUCCAACCAUACCACAACGCUACAUACACCGUGCCCCAUGAUACUACACUGACACGUGGGGUACCCCCUGGACUGAGCAUCUGUCAAUCACAAAGAUAGUUUCUUUGUCAACCAGAAAUGUCAGUUGAAGCUAACAUGCAUGAUUUAAACCAUCAAUGCUCCUUGUGAGUCUUUGGCCAACUAAACAUUCUAACUUCCUGCACGUGUUCCAUAAACUACCAAUACUGUAUGUACAGUAAUCCCUCCGUUAUGGAGCUUCAUUGGUUCCUGACCCAACACUGGUAAGUCAUGAUAUUGUCAUUCUUUACAAAUGGAAUACUUGGCUUGUGAGAGUAGAGAAAACCUGUUUACCACCUUCUAAAUAAGUUUUUUUUUUAACAUGAUUAGAGCCCUCUAGACAUGAAAUAACACCCCUAUAGUCACCUUUACACUCCUAUUACCCAAUAUAGUAGACAUAAUAAGAGAAAAUAAGACAUAGAAAACCUGUUUACCACCUUCUAAAUGCACUUUUUAACAUUAGAGCCCUCUAGACAUGAAAUAACACCCCUAUAGUCACCUUUACACUCCUAUUACACAAUAUAGUAGACAUAAUAAGAGAAAAUAAGACAUAGAAAACCUGUUUACCACCUUCUAAAUACACUUUUUAACAUGAUUAGAGCCCUCUAGACAUGAAAUAACACGCCUAUAGUCACCUUUACACUCCUAUUACCCAAUAUAGUAGACAUAAUAAGAGAAAAUAAGACAUAGAAAACCUGUUUACCACCUUCUAAAAACAGUUUUUAACAUUAGAGCCCUCUAGACAUGAAAUAACACCCCUAUAGUCACCUUUACACUCCUAUUACCCAAUAUAGUAGACAUAAUAAGAGAAAAUAAGACAUAGAAAACCUGUUUACCACCUUCUAAAUACAGUUUUUAACAUUAGAGCCCUCUAGACAUGAAAUAACACCCCUACAGUCACCUUUACACUCCUAUUAGCCAAUAUAGUAGACAUAAUAAGAGAAAAUAAGACAUAGAAAACCUGUUUACCACCUUCUAAAUACACUUUUUAGCAUGAUUAGAGCCCUCUAGACAUGAAAUAACACGCCCAUAGUCACCUUUACACUCCUAUUACCCAAUAUAGUAGACAUAAUAAGAGAAAAUAAGACAUAGAAACCUGUUUACCACCUUCUAAAUACAGUUUUUAACAUUAGAGCCCUCUAGACAUGAAAUAACACCCCUAUAGUCACCUUUACACUCCUAUUACCCAAUAUAGUAGACAUAAUAAGAGAAAAUAAGACAUAGAAAACCUGUUUACCACCUUCUAAAUACACUUUUUAACAUGAUUAGAGCCCUCUAGACUUGCCACAUUGGCACCGCAAGUCAUGUUGCCAGGUACGGUUUCCAAGGUUUAAAAGAAUUUGGAAAUGGCAGGUGGCCUGGAUAACCUUGACAGGCCCAAUGUGGCCCACGUGCCACAGCUUGCCACCCCUGCUGUAGGUGCAGCGUGCCCCAAUACUUGACAUUGUGAUUUGGCAGCACCACCACACUCAAACGUCAUGCAGCAGUGUCCUCCCAACACUCCCCAAUCCAACAAAAGCUCCUCCACAAGACCUUUCACUUCCUGUACCUGUACCUUCCCCCCCACCCCCCUCCCUCCCACACACACACACA
Dunckerocampus dactyliophorus (ringed pipefish) is the source of this 3041-nucleotide messenger RNA. RefSeq names its product tetratricopeptide repeat protein 9A. Bases 774 to 1490 code for a protein of 238 amino acids. The record is from RefSeq and is a predicted model, not a curated record. Gene Ontology annotation, molecular function: protein binding. NCBI's taxonomy places the organism in Eukaryota, Metazoa, Chordata, Actinopteri, Syngnathiformes, Syngnathidae. The transcript is spliced from 3 exons.